CAGCCCCUUCAGUCCCAGCCCCUUCCAAUCCAAAGCCCAAGAGGCAGAAGCCAGCUGCCGUGACCAAAUCUAUGAUUGAGCGGUGUUUGCUGAAGGUGGUGCAGAUUUCCUGUGAUUGCCAGAAGCAGCGAGCGCGAUCAAGGCGUACACGAAGUUGCUUUGCCCCGUUCAAGGCAAAUAGUAGAGCCUUUCAUGACCUAGUGGCUUUGCGGUUUUCAUGGAGCAGUCUUCAUAAGCUGGAUGCUGACAACAAGGUGAUUGGUUUGCUCCGAGAGUGCUUGCAAAGAGUAAAUGAUGAGUCAGGGACGGGCAGGGUGAGAUUGACGUUUUUUGGGCAUCAGGUGUGCAGGCAGGCGCUGAGAAGCUUGUUGGGCCUGGGCUCAUCGCGUUGGAGACGGUUGUUGGGAUGCGCGAAACACAAGACUGAAGCUCCAAUGGAUGGACGCUCGCUACCCCGGAAGCAUGCACACCCAGAUGGUGACAAAGCGCUGAACCGACAACUGUGCUUGGAGUUCCUGGCUGAACUGCACCAGACCUUGUCAGAACCGAUGCCUGAAGUGAAGGGUCGUUUAAGAUGCCCCAAACUUCAAGCAUUUCGUCGCCAUCCUGGCAAACGUCCAAAGCGACCAAAGCAAUUCCCUACGCCUCCUUCAGGCCAGGUGGAGGAGAACUUGGAAUCAAUGCGAGUUUUGCCACCGGGCAGCUUCAGCGAUUACCUUUCAAUGCUCAGAACAAGGUACCCUGAACGGCGCAUCAGCUUGAAGCUAUUCUUGGCCGUUUGGUCAGAAAGCUUUCGCUCAAGGCUGAGCAUCAGAGAGAAAUCCAGACAUGCAGCCUGUUCAGUGUGCAUAAAGCACAGGCUGAUACUGAAGCAACUGACUGGUGAUCGUGUAGCACAUCAACGACAAACAGAGAUGUAUGGGCAGCACAUUGCUGCCCAAUAUCGGGACAGGUGCACCUACUGGGAGGCCCGGUCACUGUCACGCAUCAACCUGAUGCAGUCCGGAUCACGCUUCAUAUGCGUGAUUCUGGACGGUAUGGACAAGAGUAAAUUCCGACUACCCCGCUCCUUAUGCAUGGGAGCAAAGGAGUUCCAAACAUUUGCUCGGCCAGCCCUUGAUGUCCAUGCAUUACUGUGCCACGGGCAUGCAACAGGAGUCUUUUUGAGUGACCCGAUGGUACCAAAAGAUUCCAGUUGGUGCAUGGACCUCUUGUUUGGUAUGACGCACAAGAUCGGAGAGUUCCACGACCUUCGCUUCAUAAGCUUGGCAAUCCAAUGCGACAACGCCUCUAAGGAGGUAAAGAACAAUACGACCCUACGGGGUCUAGCGUACGUCAUCGCCAACAGGAGACUUUUUUCUGCAGAGGUUAGAUCCUUGAGGUCAGGACACUCACACGAAGACGUUGAUGGCUUCUUCGCACAGCUCAACGCAGUCCUGGAAGCUAGGAACGAGUUGCACACGCCUCAAGAAUUUCGCGAUGCAAUCGAUGGAUACUUGCAGCUUCCAACGACGCGCCCAGAUGAUUCCUCGAUCAAGUGCACGCAAGUCCUCAAUAGUGUGAGAGACUGGAAACCCUUUCUCCAGAUCAAGUGCUUGGGCAACCACCUGAAAGGGAUCGGGGGGCCAGCUGCCCCCCACACCUUUGUUUUGCAGAGAUUCAGCGAUACAGUUCGCAGGACACGCCAGUACAUGGCAGAUCCUUCAUACACAGGACGCCCGCUGCUGUAUUUGCCAGCAGUGCUUGCAAGACGGAUUGCGGCUGAAGAGCCCUUACCUCCACUUCGGGUUGCAGACCGAGAAAAAGAACCCAAAGUCCACGAGAAUUUGAUGAAGUUUGCAGGAAUCAUGCGGCAGCCGCCGUUUAACAUGGACAAAUGUGCGGACCACUUGGAGUCGCUGGUUCAUGGAACAGUAGAUCGUGGCGAGCCUUUGGACAUCGGAAGGACUGGUGUUGACAUGUGUUGAAGUUCCUUCAGCUGUAUCAAUUAUACAUUUUUCAGGAUUCUACCUACUGUUGGCCCUGCAGUGGGUCUUGGAUUGGCUGGGAGAGGCCAGCAGGCUGUCAGGUUGGAGCCAGAUAUGAACGAUAUGCAAAUCGUUUUCGAGCCAGUGUCCAAGACACACCUCGACAAAUACAAAGCGCGAAGAAGCCAGUACUACAUCUACCAAGCUGCCGCUGAGCUUUGGGCAGAGGGAAUGCCUUUUCAAAAGGCAGUCUCCAUCGUUUCCAAUGCCUUUCGAGCUGC
Messenger RNA from Durusdinium trenchii, 2248 nucleotides. Lineage: Eukaryota; Dinophyceae; Suessiales; Symbiodiniaceae. The record is from the annotation of a GenBank genome assembly.